AUGCCGUCGGAAGUGAUUUCGGGGAAGUCCCUGCAGAGGGAGCUGGCUGAUUCCAUUAUUCGCAUGGUGCCACUGGACGAAAUAAGGAUUCUUUUGGCUUGCGGUGCCAAGGUGAACGAGCCGGUGACGCAGGGCCUGAGGCCACUGCACUACGCCAUCUGGCAGCGGCACCUGGAGGCCACGCGGCUGCUGCUGGUGCGCGGCUGCGACGUGAACGCGCGCGACGACUGCGGCUACUCCGCGCUGCACCUCGCCUCAGAACACGGCUACCCGGAGCUAGUGAGGCUGUUGCUGCAGAGCGGCGCGGCGGUGGACUACCGAGAGGACACCGGUGAGCAGUUCCCCCGGACAACUCUCUGCGAUGAGCCCCUACGUCUCGCCAUCAGGAACAAACACUAUGAGGUCGCCAAACUCUUGCUAGAGCAUGGGGCAGACCCCAACAAGCGGUAUUUCUUCGGUGCCGAAAUUAACCUGGUGUCAGAUCCGGAGUAUUUGGAAUUGCUCCUAAUUUUUGGAGCCAAUCCUGACUCGAGAGAUCGUGCUGGGCUGACACCCCUCAUGAAGGCUGCUAGACAGAAAAGAGGUAUUGAAGCGGUGCUGCUGUUGAUCAGCUACGGUGCUGAUGUUAAUGCAAUGGCUGACGCGAGGAAUGACUACAGGACAGUCAUGCACUACGCGGUACUAAGCGGCAACCCGGACAUGGUGAACCUACUGAUCAAGCAGGGCGGCCGCGUCAACUACGAGGGCCCGGAUCUGAACAAGCCCAGCGCCCUAGACCUGGCAAUACUCAAGGGCGACGUGGCGAUGGUGCAGAUGCUGAUGGCUGCAGGAGCUCAAGUGAACGCGUCCAGUUCUGUAAUCGGUUCUCCCCUCCACGUGGCCUGUUCGGACAACAUAGACAAUAGGAAGGAAAUCGUAAAACUUCUGCUCGAGAGCGGCGCCGACCCUAACCUGAAGGUCCUGAAUGAGGAAGAUGGUGCUCAACUACGGCCACCGCUGGCCGAGUACCUGGCCAGCAACGUGCAGCCCAGCUCCGACAUCGUCUUUUUACUACUGCGCUACGGUGCCAGGGUAAUCAUGAAAACGCAAUUCCGCGAUCCCGACGGCAUCCUCAACCAUCUGCAGAACGUUACCGCUGAGGAGUACCAGCACAUCUUCUACCUCCUUCUAGAAGCGGCCGAAGCCUUCGAUCUGUGCAUGAUAAAACGGAACUCGACUCUCACAGCCAUACAAAAACAGACCUUAAUCGACCGCGCUAAGAACCCAAUUACCUUGCUCGCCCAAACGAGAAUAUUCUUUCGCAAAUAUUUCGGCACCGACCUAGUGAACAUUGUUGAAAAACUGGAGAUUCCUACAACGCUCCAUCGCUACCUUCUUUUUGAAUGCCGU
This is a messenger RNA of Iphiclides podalirius (scarce swallowtail), 1389 nucleotides long. NCBI's taxonomy places the organism in Eukaryota, Metazoa, Arthropoda, Insecta, Lepidoptera, Papilionidae. The record is from the annotation of a GenBank genome assembly.